Molecule: messenger RNA, 1656 nt
Organism: Rhodotorula toruloides NP11
Lineage: Eukaryota; Fungi; Basidiomycota; Microbotryomycetes; Sporidiobolales; Sporidiobolaceae
Exons: 4
Coding region: 1-1656 (551 amino acids)
Source: RefSeq, a predicted model, not a curated record
AUGUCUGGCUCCUCUUCUGCUGCGUCCCCUGCGACCGCUCCCGCGUUCCCCAAGGUCGGCGACACCUUCCCGUCCCUCCUCGCAUUCAAGCUCGCUUGUCAUCGCGCAGCUUUGGCUAGCGGCAUCGAGCUCAAGAUCAAAACGGGCGACGCAAAUCGAGCGGAUAUGCGCUGCCGACUCGGCGAACGCGCGACGGUCAACAAGGUGAUGGACGGGCCAUGCUGCUCCUUCCAGAUCGCAGUCUACAAGUCGGUUGUCGAGGCGAACGGUGGCGACUUUCGCGUCAACAAGCGCAACCUCGUCCAUUCUUGUCCGCUCGAGGUGCGGCAGCAGCGUAGGUCGAGCGGCGAUACCGCGCAAUGGAGUCGCGGCAAGAUCAAGGAGUUUGAAUACGCUUUGCGCAAGGAGGGGGCGCCGGUUCGUUCCCCUGCGGCGCGGAAGCAACGUCGGCGACACCUUCUCCUCCCUCAACGAGUUCAAGCUCGCUUGCCACCGCGCAGCUCGGCGGGAGACACCACCUUCGUCUACCUCUACUGUCGCUUGCGGGAGGGCUGCACCGUGCACAAGUUGACUGGCGACACAGACUACACCUUCCGCAUCCACGCCAUCGCUGUGCGCGGGGCGUUCGGAGGUGUCAGGGUGUCCGUCAGCUCGCUCGACCACUCCUGUCCCUCGUCGGUGCGGGACGCCCGCUCGCGCGAUGGGUCCGCCAAGGCGUGGACGGAGCAGAAGAUCAAGGAGGUCGAACAGUACAUUGCGCAGGGGGUCAGUGGCGUGACGACGAAGCUCCGAAAGAGGUGGUUCAGCACGGAACCGUCGUCGAGCGAGAGCGGCGAGGAGGAUGACUCGGAAUGCGAGACGAGCAGCGACGAAGCUGCAUCGACGUCGACGUCGACACAGAAGCGUUUCCCAUCAGCGCAGGACGUCGCAAAGGAGGUGUCGAAGCUUGUCAAGGCCGGACCUGCCGCCUUUCCUUCCGCCAACCAGUCGUUCUCCAGGGCGCGCGAGCUCCUCAUUCACCUCUACGCCUUCGCCCAGUCGCGCGGCUUCACCGUCCACCGCAAAAGCGACGUCUCCGACAAGCAACACCUUCGCCUCAUAUGCGCUCAUGGUCACCACCGCUACGCUGGCACGAGACAAGGACAAUGCAGGGUUGGCAUCAUCGCCGACGCGGGCUCUGACGGACUCUGGCGCAUCACCUCGAGCGAGCUCAAGCACAACCACGAGAUUGACGAGGUCGACGACGACGGACAAGCCUCGCCUCGCGCGUCGAAGCGCGAAUAUACCUCUAGCACGUCGAGCAGUUCAGAGCGCAGGGAGGACAAGCGGCCGGUCCAGCACGCCGCUUUCCUGCCUUCCUCGACUCCUACCACCUCGACGCCGCUUCACCUCGAAGACCUCGCCGCCUUGCUCUACUCGAUCUUCCCUACGGUUCCUGCCCACGAGCUCGAGCUCGUCGUCAUCUUCCUCGCUCACCUCGGCCUUUCGACGCUCGAAGACCUCGCCACCCUCGUCCUCCUCGAAUCGAGUACGCUUCAACACCUCGUCGAUGCCGUCCAGCUGCCGUCCCUCAAUCCGCUCGAGCAGGCGAGCAUGCGCACGGCGUUCAAGAGGUGCUUGGAGACGAUCAGGCAGCAGGCGAAAGCGAAUCUGUAG